GUGGAAAACAGCGGCAUCAUAGCGUGUAAAGUGGAUAAACCAAAACCAUCCAUGCUAUGGUUGAUAUCGAAUUAAUGAUGCCAGGCAUCAGUGGUGACGAAUCGGACGCAUCCCGUGGACUACCCGUCAAUCUAGAAGUGCCUCCAGGGCUGCAGGUGGUACCGAUGAGUAAACAUCACGAUCACGGACCGGCAGACUUUAGCUUGCCAACAUCCCUGCAACAUCACCUCCUACCCACCGUCGACGAUGUUCGAGAGCGGCUAAAGCUACAGAGUGCGGAACAGUUCCUUCUACAGAUGGCACGACUACAGCGACCACCACCACCAGAUCUGGACAUCCAGACGGGAUCGGUCGUGGCGCUCAAAACCAUCCCCAAAGGUACGCAGUACGGUCCGUUCGUUGGCAAGCUGCUACGGGAACCGAUGGAUCGACGGUUCGCAUGGGAGGUGAUAGAUAUAGAUAUCCGAGGCUGGCUAGAUGCAACAGUCGAACCCACGAACUGGAUGAAACACAUACGCUGCACCUCUAGCCCAACCGAAGCAAAUGUGCAACACUUUCUCAAAGAUGGUCAUCUGUGGUACGAAGUGAUAUUUGAUAUCAGUCCCGGAAGGGAACUGUUGCUACGACCAAAGGUUCCUCUUCAUCCGCGGGAUGGGCAAGACGAGCGUGGCAGCGAACGUGGCUCGGGCGGUUCCCAGCACAGCGACAACUACGAGGACGAGUACAAUACCUCGAACGAUCUUGACUCUAGUCACAACAAGGAGCAGCACCAUCAUCAUCACAACAGUAGCAGCAGUAACAGCAGUGGCCGAAGUAGCAACGGCAGCAGUACCCGGGCGAACGGGCACGGACACCAUCAGCCGGGAGAUGACAGUGGUAACGGAAGUGGCGAACCGCACCAGCACCAUCACCAUUCGGACGUGAAGGAGGAGGACGAGGACGAGCACGGUAUCGACGCGCGGUGUGUCGUCUGUGAUCGGCAGUGUCACGAUAUUGAUCAGCUCGACGAUCAUCUCGUGAUCUCGCACCAUUAUCCAAAGGACGCCUACAGGUGUGAGCUUUGUCCGAGAGCAUACAGCUACAGACCAUCGUUGCUGCGGCACCGAGCGAUCGUACACGGCGAGCUAAGGCGCUUUCCGUGCGAGAACUGUCCCAAGAACGAAGAUACCGAUGUGAGCACAGCAACCCCCAACACUUCUUCCUCAUCGAGCGAACUAUUCAGUUACCUUCUGCAAGCUCAUGAUAAUAGGGUUUUUACCGAUCCUUCGAACUUACAGCGUCACAUCCGUACACAUCACGUGGGAGCCCGUAGUCACGCGUGUCCCGAGUGUGGUAAGACAUUUGCCACCUCGUCCGGUCUCAAGCAGCACACGCACAUCCACUCGUCAGUGAAACCGUUCCAGUGCGAGGUGUGCUUUAAAUCGUACACCCAGUUCUCCAACCUUUGUCGCCAUCGGCGUAUGCACGCCGACUGCCAGGUGCAGAUUAAGUGUAACAAGUGUGGCGAUAGCUUUAGCACUACGACGUCCCUCUCAAAGCACAAGCGGUUCUGUGACUCAACGGCAGUAACGCGUGCGUCACUACACUCCGGAGCACAUCCAUCACAACUACGCCAUCCGCACGAUCCUUACCCCCACGGACGGUCACUAUCGGGAGCAGGUCAGCAAGGUGGUGGUGGUAGUGGUGGCACUGGAGGAGCAUCCGCAGUAGGAACUGGUACUGGUGCAGGACCACUUCAUUCGUUACCGCCCGGCAUGGCGACUCCACCGAAUCCAUUCCUUAUGUUUCCGGGCGCUCCGUUCUUUGCGCCUGGAUUCAGACCAUAUCCGGGGAUGCCAGGUAUCUUCCCACCGGCACCGGGACAGGUUCCUCAAUUUCCGCUGUCUUUUUUCCCGAAACCUGCGGCGCCGGGACCACUGACCGAACCGGAACGCAGAACUCCCUCGCCAUCCUCAAGACAUCUUGGCCUGCUUGAAGGUUACGGUCAGCAAUCGAUGAAGAUCUCACCACCGACCGGUGAGGAAGCAACAAACCAUCUUCGUCCUUCUCCAGCGCGUCCAAUACCGGUCAGCUACAACUCAGCGGCAGCAGCUGUUGCUCUGCUCUCGGGAUCUCCCGGUCCGCUAAUGGGAAGUCAUAGCCACCCUUCGGCGGAAUCGGUUCAGGAGCGAGGAAACAACAACAACCACAUCAAGGAAAACAACAAUCACAACCAGACAAAUGGUAUCAGUUCCUACGGUGGACAACAGCAGCAAUCGAGGCGAUCUUCUAGCCGUAGUAGCUCGGUAACUGCAGCAACUACCGUUAAAGAAGAAUCGCACCGCGAGUCUUCAGAUGCUGAAGAAGGAGAUUCUUCAGUUUCGGCUAUUCGGGCGAAGGAUUUCUCAACGCGAUCGAAAAAAUCGGCUGGCGAGACAAGCAAAUCACCUGCGUUGUCGGAAGAUAGAAACCAAUCACAUCGCAGACGAAGCCGUACAGUGGAGGACGUUGAUACAUCAGAAUCAGAAGAGUUUUCGUCUGAGGCGAAGAAGGUUAAGAAGGUGGAUGACGCGUCCGGAUCUACAGAGCAACCCUUGGAUCUGAGUCUUUCGAAGAAGCUAAAAAACGAUGACCCAGACGACGGUGUUGAAGGAGAUGAGGAUAAGGAUGUAUCAGAUGAGGUAGAAAAUCGUAGCUCAAACCGAAGUCCAACACCGAUCGAGGUGGCCAGUCCCAGAUCCACGCCAACACCAUCAGUUCCAACGCCCAACUCGUCGGACACUCCUCACCAGGAUCUCUCCAUUCGUGCUCGUGGUAGGAACACUUCCCCGAAAGCGGCAUCGGCAUCUCCGCUAGCCGAUGCAUUCGCUCUGCCAAGUCCCUCACCAUCAUUAUCUCCCCGUCCAUCACCGACACCCUCAUCACCGGGUGGUAUGGCAGGAUCGGGCCCUCACCAUCAGCCAAUCUCCUAUCCACGACCAAUCUAUCCCUUUCUCCUAGAGGCGAUGUGUCACGGAGGACCUGGUCCAAUGGGAGGCUUUCAACGGCCUCCAUUCAGUUUCCUCGAUUCACUAGAAUCGAACCUAGAUCUACUAAAGCGUAGCCGUCAGUACAUGCCGUCGAAGGCAUUUCACCAGGCGGCUAUGAUGCCACCGGGUUUCGGUGUUGGAGGAGCGAGACCUGGUGUUCCUGGCGGUCCCGGUGGGCCGGUAGCUCCCGGCAAGGUUAAAGAUCGCUACUCGUGCAAGUACUGUGGCAAAGUGUUCCCCCGAUCGGCCAACCUGACACGACAUCUGCGUACUCACACCGGCGAACAGCCGUACAAGUGCCGGUACUGUGAGCGAUCGUUCAGCAUCUCCAGCAACCUGCAGCGGCAUGUGCGGAACAUUCACAACAAAGAGCGUCCGUUUAAAUGUCAUCUGUGUGAGCGUUGCUUCGGUCAGCAGACGAACCUUGACCGGCACUUGAAGAAACACGAUGCGGAUGCGGCCGGACUCGUGUUGGGUGAUUCGCCCUCGUCCAACGAAGCAGAACGCGGAGAAGAUGUGUUCUUCGAUGAGAUUCGUUCGUUUAUGGGGAAGGUUACGUACUCCGGGCCAGCAUCCCUGUUAACACCUGGAGCUAUUCCUGGCGCAUCGGAGGUUGAAACGGGUAAAGGAGAAGUAGAGGAUGGUGAGGGAAGUGCGUCGGGAAGGAGACGAUAUGGACGACCGCUGGACGUUACUGGUGCAGAUGAUGAUGAGGAGGAGGACGAAGAAGAUGAGGAGGAAGAUGCAGCCAGCUGUGACGGUGAGAGUGAUCUGAUCAACAUCGAUUCGGACAAGGAUACGAUCAACAACAAUGACACGAUCGAGGUGUCUACUUAGAGCCGCGAGGCAAAUAAUAAGACGCUUGUAAAUAGGCUGUAGGGAACGG
Molecule: messenger RNA, 3894 nt
Organism: Anopheles maculipalpis
Lineage: Eukaryota; Metazoa; Arthropoda; Insecta; Diptera; Culicidae
Product: transcription factor hamlet
Exons: 10
Coding region: 57-3845 (1262 amino acids)
Cellular component (GO): nucleus
Source: RefSeq, a predicted model, not a curated record